UUUGCAGUCAUUUGCUCUCAUUUGAAAGACGUCUCCUGUUCACUUCGGAAUUUUUAAAAAAAUGACUGAAACUCCUCUACUGAAUAUUACCUCCUCAAACCAGAGUGAAAACAGAAGCAAUUCAGCUAUUUGCCCAGAGCAGGAUGACUGGUGGGACAUCGUGUAUUAUAUAGUGCCCAAGUACCUCAACGCUGUCUGUGCUAUUGGAAUGCCCGGAAAUGUAUUUGUUCUCCUCAUUUAUUCACUGCACAAGGGCCCCCUGAAGAUAGCUGAAAUCUACCUGAUGAACCUAGCUGUUGCUGAUCUUAUCUUCCUCAUGGGCCUCCCUUUCUGGGCAGAGAACAUCAGGAAUGAAUUUAACUGGCCAUUUGGCAGUUUCCUUUGCCGCAGCAACAGUGCAUCCAUCAGCCUAAACAUGUACACCAGCAUCUACUUGCUGGUGGCAGUCAGCGUGGAUCGCUACUUGACUCUUGUCCAUACCUUGAGCCACAGACGGAUACGGAGCAAAACUGUUGCCAAAGGGAUCUGCUUGCUCAUCUGGUUCUUUGGCAUCCUGCUCAGCAUCCCAGUUUUUAUGUUUCGGACCGUGAAAGACUAUCCCCUGUGGAAUGUUUCAGCAUGCACUUUGGACUUCCCCACCCCAUCGUGGAUAACAGCUGAAAGACUGGUACGCAGUGUAGUUGGAUUUGUGUUGCCGUCUACAGCAAUCAUCUCCCUUAAUUUCUCUACCAUUAGGUCCCUACAAAAAAAAACAAGAGCACGAAGAGCACUCGGGACAAAGGACUGCAAGGGGCACAAAGGCACGAAAGCUACCAGGCUGAUCCUCACAGUGAUACUGAUGUUUCUUUUCUGUUGGACUCCUCACCAUUUUUUUGUAUUCCUUGAUGCAUUAUACCAUACAGAAGUGAUCAAAGGCUGCUUCUGGGAGGAACUGCUCAAUUUUGGGGAGCAGUUUGCUUAUAUGCUGGCUACCACCAACAGUUGCAUUAACCCUGUGAUUUAUGUCUUUGUUGGGAAAUACUUCAGGCAAAAGGCUUUAGAAGUUUUUUCACAGUUUAUUCCCUGUGGAUUUCCUUUGAAAUGGGUAUCUUUGAAAGAAAUGUCAUCAAAUUUCAAUGUGUUUUCAGUCAGGAGUAGUUUAACUUAAUGAAUAUCAUUUCCAUCUUCAUUUUUAUAUUGCAACUUAUUUAAUGCCAUUGUAAAUAGCAUUAAAAAUUAAUAUGAAUUGCACUGAUCUGCCAUUUGCAGACUAAGAUAAUUAGCUACUAAAGUAAAUCACUUGAUUGCUUAUUUGUCCUCAGGUUUACUUUUUUAUGUCUGUGUUAUCCAUCCAAAUACAUAACAUGUGAUACUAGAAAUUUAUACCAAAUAACCUAAUCUCUUUUACCAAUUACCAAUUACUUGAAAGAAAAAUUCUUUCAAGAUACCAGAAAAUAUUACAGAAAACCAUAAGCCAGCUGAACAUUUUACUUCAUUGUAUCUGUCAUGACAACUAAAACACCAAAUUGCAACAGGUGUUACAGAGGAAAUAUGAGCUUAAUCUUUAGUUGAUAACUGCAUUUGAGCAAUUAUAGAAUACCUCCAGUUAUUUUGAACAACAUUUUAAAUGGUUUGCAUUUUCACAGUAACAUGGAAAAUCUGAAUAUUUUUUGUGCAUUUCAAUUACAUUCAGCACAUAAAUAUUGUACAAGAUGAUAUACCACAAAGAAAUUGUACAUAAGCUGUAAAAAAUGCAAUG
Lepidothrix coronata (blue-crowned manakin) is the source of this 1738-nucleotide messenger RNA. It is a transcript of the gene BDKRB1, whose product is annotated as bradykinin receptor B1. The transcript has a single exon. Gene Ontology annotation, biological process: neutrophil chemotaxis; response to mechanical stimulus; G protein-coupled receptor signaling pathway. Gene Ontology annotation, molecular function: bradykinin receptor activity. Gene Ontology annotation, cellular component: membrane. NCBI's taxonomy places the organism in Eukaryota, Metazoa, Chordata, Aves, Passeriformes, Pipridae. The record is from RefSeq and is a predicted model, not a curated record. Bases 62 to 1147 code for a protein of 361 amino acids.